Hydractinia symbiolongicarpus is the source of this 3192-nucleotide messenger RNA. Its product is annotated as protein phosphatase 1 regulatory subunit 16A-like. Gene Ontology annotation, cellular component: cytoplasm. Lineage: Eukaryota; Metazoa; Cnidaria; Hydrozoa; Anthoathecata; Hydractiniidae. The record is from RefSeq and is a predicted model, not a curated record. Bases 422 to 1969 code for a protein of 515 amino acids. Gene Ontology annotation, molecular function: protein binding; phosphatase regulator activity; enzyme inhibitor activity. The transcript has 10 exons.
UAUCACAUUUUAAAGGAAGGUUGCCGUAUAAAAAAAUGGCUGCCAGACAAAAAUAAAGAGAUCAAGUGAGCAAAUCAAAGUCAAAGUUAAAAUUGGUGAUGGUUAACUAGUAGAUUUCCUUAUGUACAGUAUUUUUAAUGACAAAAUUAAGGUUUCUACAUGGUUAUUAAAUAUAAAAAAUAAUCUCAACCCAAAUGUGAGAAUGAAAUGCAUUUAGCUAGAUAUACAAGUACCACUAUUAAAAUCUUAAAAUUUAAUGUACUGGAUGGUAAUUAAAAGCUGUUGUUACGUUAACUACAUCCAUUAAUAGAAAGUAAAAAUAUCAGGCUAUAAGUUUUACUUAAAGUCAACCAAUACCUAGCUAGCUACCUAGAUUCGCAAGUUUAGUGCAUGCUAAUAUACAUUUCACAAAAUUUAAACAAUGGUUCACUUAAUUGAACAUCAGAAGUUGAUUGAUGAGUUGAAUACUCUGGAAAAUUAUUCACCCCAAGAAAGACUUAAUCAUGCUAAAACAAGAAGGCAUGGACAACUAGAAGCAUAUUAUGAAAGAGAAAACAAUCCUGAUUCAUUUCCAUACACCAAGGCAAGUCAUAACAAAAAUAUACGGUUUGACAAAAAUAUUGAAUUGAUUGAGGCAGCUGCCAGAAAUGAUGCUGAAGAAGUUGUUAGCUUUAUGAAUGUCAAAUGGAGUCCAAAUUUGCAAAAUGAAGAUGGUCUCAGUGCAUUGCAUCAGGCUGUGAUUGAAGAUUGUGAAGAUGUGGUUGAUGUUCUUGUGAAGCAUGGUGCUGACCUAAACAUAAAAGAUGCUGAUCUGUGGACUCCACUCCAUGCUGCAGUUGCUUGCGGUAAUUAUGAAUUGGUCAAGUAUUUGGUGGACAAUGGAGCCAGUCUAGUUGAAAUAAAUACAGAUGGUAACAUGCCAAUUGAUCUCGUUGAAGAUAACGAAGACGUAGAAAUAUUUCUUGAUGAAGCUAUGGCAAAAGCAGGUUACACUGAGGAAGAUUUAGAGAACAUAAGAAAUGAAAUUCCUAAUCAGAUGUUGGAAGAUUUGAAAGACAGUGUUCAGAACAAAAGAGAUUUAAAUAUUGUUGGGGAACAUGGUGAAACUGCUAUGCACAUUGCAGCAGCAAAUGGAUACGAGGAGGUUGUGAAUUAUUUACUUGACCAUGGUGCCAGAAUCGACGUUAUUGAUCAUGACUGCUGGCAACCUAUACAUGCAGCUGCUUGCUGGGGUCAGGACAAAAUCAUUGAGAUAUUAGUAAAUCAUGGUGCGGAUCUGGAUGCUGUUACAAAAGAUGGGGAAACUCCUAUCGACUUGACAGAAGAUGAAGAACUCCAGGGUAUGAUUAUUGAGUUGAAGGAAUCUGGACAUAAAACCAAAGAGCUAAAGAGAAGCCAAAGUAACAGCUCCAGGACGUUAUCAGUGCGGCGUUCAAGCAUAGUAGAAAAACACAAAAUAUCUCUAAAUGAUGCGAAACAAGAAGGAAUAUUUAGACAGAAUCCAGAAUUUUUACAUGUUGUAAUAAAAACGGAUGAUGAUGUUGAUGACGAAGAAGGGAAGCAAAAUGUUUCAUCUUCAGCUUUAAAAACAUUUUCUGGACAUACUGAACCACCUACUCCUGAAGAGAAAAAUCAAACCAAAGUAGAGAUAUCUCCACAUUCAAAAAGCACAAAUUCAGAUCAAGCAGUUUCUUACAGAAAAAUUGAGGAAAAAAUUACAAUAGAAUCUGAUCGGUCAGCUGCUUCAUCAAAAAACACAUCACCACAAGUAAAUCGAUCUCCUCCAUUGGCAGAAGUUGAUGACAAUGAUACUGAACAUAAAAACAAUGGCUUAGAAACAAAUACUAAUAAUAUUGACGUAGAAAAAGGUGAAGUCCACACAAGUCAUAACACAGCUGCAAAAAACCACAAAACUUUGAACGAAUCCACAGAUAUGAGUGUUAAGAAAAAGUGUUGUGUCAUCUUGUAAUCACAAUGAUGGAAAUAUCUUUAUAAAGAAGAGCAGCGUGGUUUACUUGAAGCGAACUAACUGAAGAUUCAUAGUUUUAUUUUUAACAACAUACUUUUGAACACACAUUCUCGAAACAGAAGAUAUUGUAAAGAGUUCAGAUAAACAUUUUGAUGUUCCAUUUUUCUGGAUUUUACGUUCGUUUUUGACAGGUCAUCUAUCAAUUUAGGUGAAAGCUAUCAAGUUUUUAUCAUUUUCCUAUUUUACAUUUCAACAAUCAACACGCAAAUGCCUAAUUGGAAUUUGUGACUAAACAAAACGAGUGCAAAAAGAAAAAGAAAAAAAGAUUUUUGACAGCUUACUUCAAGUUUUUAAAAUUCUUUCUAAAUAUCAAUGAUAAAGCAGCUUAAAUGUAUAUUAUGUAUAAUUUUUUUUAUGACAAAAGCUUGUAGGUAGAAAUAUUGCAAAAACAUUGAAAAACACAAACACAUUCGUGAUAACGUUAGAACAGGUUGUUUUAAUUAAAGUAAGUAUAAACAAGAAAUAGAUGAAAUACUUUGUGAGUUUUUAUAUCUUGUUUAUAAAACCUUUUGUGGAAAGGCAUUCUUUGAAUCAAAGGAGAUAAAUUCAACAAUUCUUUUGGUUUUAAUGUGUAUUAGGUGUUCGAAAAAAGAUAUAAUUUUUGUUUUUGUUAUGUAUGUGUGUAGUGUCAGUUUCAGAUUAUGUAGAGCUUAUUGUCCUAACUAUGAUGGAAAUAAAAAAUUGGUGGUAUUUGCUGUUUUUUGUGAGUCCAAAACUCAAAAGUGAAAGAAGUGGCCCUUCUCUUACAAGCAGGAUAACAUUUUCUGAAUUACUACCAACAGAUAAAUAAAACCACAUUUUGUUUAGCUUUGAAAUGCGUUUUUUAAUAACCAACACCAGAAUUUAAAUUUUUUCCUGCACCAUUACAUGUGGCUCUCAGAGACUCCAAGGUUUGGUUUUUCAGUAAAAUCAGCAACCAACGCCAAUGUUUAUUUUUAUCGUGAGUUUUUCUUAGGUAUUUUCAGGGAUAGAAGUUUUUAUAUUGUUUUAAAUGGUUUUUUGGAAGAUUGUAAUUUAUACUUUAUUUACUUGGUUGUCGUCGUCAAAAUGUGUUUAGAAUAUUUUUUAUUUUGUGAACAUACAUUGUUCUGUGUCAAUGUGUAUAAAAUGAAAUCUUUUACUGUGAGUAAGAGUUGUCUAAUCCAAAUAUGAUUUAAUUUUAA